This is a messenger RNA of Cannabis sativa, 1703 nucleotides long. RefSeq lists its product as uncharacterized. Gene Ontology annotation, biological process: protein folding. The transcript has 3 exons. The record is from RefSeq and is a predicted model, not a curated record. Gene Ontology annotation, cellular component: chloroplast. Bases 118 to 1017 code for a protein of 299 amino acids. Gene Ontology annotation, molecular function: protein homodimerization activity; adenyl-nucleotide exchange factor activity; protein-folding chaperone binding. NCBI's taxonomy places the organism in Eukaryota, Viridiplantae, Streptophyta, Magnoliopsida, Rosales, Cannabaceae.
UCUUCUUCUUCUUCUUCUUGUUCUUUCCCCCAUUGAAAAUGGAACUCUGAGAAGUCUGAAGCUUUACUGCUAAACACUAUCCUUAUCUCUCUUUCUCUUACUUCAAGCUUAGCUUUAAUGGCAGCCAUGGCUACUCUCAGCACCAGAGUUCCCUCUUUCCAAGCUUCGCUUCCGCCAUUUCAAUCUUCUAUCUCCAAUUAUCCUAAACCUUUGUCUGUUUCCUUUACCCAAAGAAAAGUCGCCAAACCCAAACUUUCUCGGGCUUUCACCUACAAUUCCCUGCGGUUCGUAAAGUUUGUGCCUUUUGCUUCUGGAGAGACGGAAACCACUGAGACCGAAGAAGAAGUUGUUCUUGAAACUCAAGUUGAGGACUCUUCGGACGGUGCAGUUGGUUCAGAAGAUAUCACAAGUGAUGAAUCGGAAAGCGAUACAAGUGAUGAUGUGGAAGUUGAGGCUGAGGAGAAACCUGUUUCAGCCGUUGUAGCAUCACUGCAGUCAUAUAGAGAAGCUCUAGCGAGUAACGAUGAAUCUAAAAUAGCUGAAAUAGAAUCUUUCCUAGUAUCACUUGAAGAUGAGAAAUUAGGUCUUGAAAAGAAGCUGGCUUCAUUAUCUGAAGAGAUGUCAACAGAGAGGGAUCGAGUUUUGAGGAUAAGUGCGGACUUUGACAAUUUCAGAAAAAGGACAGAACGGGAACGCUCUUCAUUGGUAUCGAACGCUCAAGGAGAAGUUGUUGAGACUUUGUUAGGUGUAUUGGAUAAUUUUGAGAGAGCUAAAACACAGAUUAAGGUGGAGACCGAGGGAGAGGAGAAGAUCAACAAUAGUUAUCAAAGCAUAUACAAACAAUUCAUGGAGAUUCUAUCUUCGCUCGGUGUUGUUCCCGUGGAAACAGUUGGGAACCCCUUUGAUCCAUUGGUAAGCUACCGAGUUGGCUCGAAAUCCAAUAAUUUACUUGUUGAACUUAAACGAAUAGUAAAACAAAUUCGUUCAGGUUUCACGAAGGCCUGGACAAGGUUUUGAUUCUGAACAACUCAUGAUUGAUUCGAGCCAACUCGGUGAGUUGUCGUUUGGAGUAACCGACACUAUAAACAAAUUUGUUCAUAGUUAAUUAACUGGUUUAGACUAGCAUAAUCUUUCAUUAGCAUUCAUAAAUUUUCUUUAGCAUAGAAAAAAUGUAUGCAGCUUCUAACAUCCAUAAUUUUCAUGUAUGUUGUAAAAAAGCUGCACGAAGCGAUUAUGCGAGAAGACUCAGAUGAAUUCGAAGAAGGGGUCGUACUUCAAGAAUUUCGUAAGGGGUUUAAGCUUGGCGACAGGCUAUUGCGUCCCUCGAUGGUGAAGGUAUCGGCUGGUCCAGGCCCUGCAAAGUCGGAGCAAGUAGCCCCCGAAGAGGAGGGACAAGAUGUUAGCGAUACCAAUACCGCCAAAGAGGACAGUUCAGAAGCAGAAUCAGCUUAAAGCUUAAUCAAAAGGAAAGAAAGAAAAAUUAUAUUAAUGUAGAUCAAGUUUUGGAAUAGUUGGGGUUCAAAUUAUUUGGGUUAAUCUCUAUUUGAUAGGUUGUUGUGAUUGUUGUUAUUGGAAUAUUUCUACUUAAAUAUUAUUUUCAUUGAGAAAUGGAUGGAUUGGAUACAAUUUUGAGGCAAUUGAGACAUUUUAUUUUAUUGAUUUUGGUUUAUAAUCCAAAAAGAAAGUGUUUUAUUCUUGGACAA